CAACCUCAAAUUAUUCAGGACUAUCACCUACCUUUCCUUGGGAGACCCCACCCCACCCCACAAGCCCUGCAGGGGCGGGGCCUCCGCAUCCCACCUUUGCCCGGGGUUCGCGCUCUCCGAAGUUCCGUGGGGCGCCGCCUCCCCCAUGCCGCCCUCGGGGCUGCGGCUGCUGCCGCUUCUGCUCCCACUCCCGUGGCUUCUAGUGCUGACGCCCGGGAGGCCAGCCGCGGGACUCUCCACCUGCAAGACCAUCGACAUGGAGCUGGUGAAACGGAAGCGCAUCGAAGCCAUCCGUGGCCAGAUCCUGUCCAAACUAAGGCUCGCCAGUCCCCCGAGCCAGGGGGAGGUACCGCCGGGCCCGCUGCCCGAGGCGGUGCUCGCUUUGUACAACAGCACCCGCGACCGGGUGGCAGGCGAGAGCGCUGACCCGGAGCCCGAGCCCGAGGCGGACUACUACGCCAAAGAAGUCACCCGCGUGCUAAUGGUGGACCGCAACAACGCAAUCUAUGACAAAACCAAAGACAUCACACACAGUAUAUAUAUGUUCUUCAAUACGUCAGACAUUCGGGAAGCAGUGCCAGAACCCCCAUUGCUGUCCCGUGCAGAGCUGCGCCUGCAGAGAUUCAAGUCAACUGUGGAGCAACACGUAGAACUCUACCAGAAAUAUAGCAACAAUUCCUGGCGUUACCUUGGUAACCGGCUGCUGACCCCCACUGAUACGCCUGAGUGGCUGUCUUUUGACGUCACUGGAGUUGUCCGGCAGUGGCUGAACCAAGGAGACGGAAUACAGGGCUUUCGCUUCAGUGCUCACUGCUCUUGUGACAGCAAAGAUAAUGUACUCCACGUGGAAAUCAAUGGGAUCAGUCCCAAACGUCGAGGUGACCUGGGCACCAUCCAUGACAUGAACCGACCCUUCCUGCUCCUCAUGGCCACCCCCCUGGAAAGGGCUCAACACCUGCACAGCUCCAGGCACCGGAGAGCCCUGGAUACCAACUACUGCUUCAGCUCCACAGAGAAGAACUGCUGUGUACGGCAGCUGUACAUUGACUUUAGGAAGGACCUGGGUUGGAAGUGGAUCCACGAGCCCAAGGGCUACCAUGCCAACUUCUGUCUGGGGCCCUGCCCCUACAUUUGGAGCCUGGACACACAGUACAGCAAGGUCCUUGCCCUCUACAACCAACACAACCCGGGUGCUUCCGCAUCACCGUGCUGCGUGCCGCAGGCUUUGGAGCCACUGCCCAUCGUCUACUACGUGGGUCGCAAGCCCAAGGUGGAGCAGUUGUCCAACAUGAUCGUGCGCUCCUGCAAGUGCAGCUGAGGCCCCGCCCCCGCCCCGCCCCGCCCCUCCCGGCAGGCCCGGCCCCGCCCCCGCCCCGCCCGCAGUGCCCGGGGCUGUAUUUAAGGACACCUGCACCCCCCCCAAGCCCAUCUGGGGGCCCAUUAAAGGUGACAGAGGA
Molecule: messenger RNA, 1457 nt
Organism: Rattus norvegicus (Norway rat)
Lineage: Eukaryota; Metazoa; Chordata; Mammalia; Rodentia; Muridae
Gene: Tgfb1
Product: transforming growth factor, beta 1
Exons: 7
Coding region: 146-1318 (390 amino acids)
Biological process (GO): positive regulation of protein secretion; face morphogenesis; inner ear development
Cellular component (GO): cytoplasm; cell surface; extracellular region
Molecular function (GO): cytokine activity; type I transforming growth factor beta receptor binding; type III transforming growth factor beta receptor binding
Source: RefSeq, marked provisional